ACUGGAGUUAUUUACCUAUCUAAUUUUGCAUUCACAGACCUGUCUUCCUCGAUGGAAGUUUUGUGUGAGUGACACAGACAGCAACCUGGGCUUUGCCUUGGGAGCCAUGUUUGUGAAAGCCACCUUUGCCGAGGACAGCAAGAAGAUAGCCAGCGAAAUGAUCUUGGAGAUCAAGAGAGCAUUUGAAGAAAGUCUGACCACCCUGCAGUGGAUGGAUGAGGACACACGGAAAUCAGCCAAGGAAAAGGCAGAUGCAAUCUACAACAUGAUUGGUUACCCCAACUUCAUCAUGGAUCCCAAAGAGUUGGACAAGGUCUUCAAUGACUACAACGCUGUACCAGAUCUUUACUUUGAGAACGCCAUGCGAUUUUUCAAUUUCUCAUCCAGAGUCACCGCAGACCAGCUCAGAAAAGCUCCCAACAGAGAUCAGUGGAGUAUGACUCCUCCCACGGUGAACGCCUACUACUCACCCACCAAGAACGAGAUCGUGUUCCCAGCUGGAAUUCUGCAGGCUCCGUUCUACACCCGAACAUCGCCCAAGUAUGAUGCUUCUACAUUCUGUUCUUGCCCCUUUCAGCAUCUUCUGUCCCCUCCUUCCCUGCAGGCAAUCACCCAGAAAGCCUGUCUAUACAUACCUUGGGCCCUGGGCUGAGCUAAAUGCAGAUGACAUAAAGAAAAAAGCAAACACAGGGCCCCUCACAUUCUGAUAAAGGUGGGGAUGGGUGGAGGUAACGGGGACAUAAAAGGGGACUCUACAGGAUCCUUGCAGAAGAGAUACGAGGGAAGAUUAGCAGGGCAGGUCCUAGCAGCAUUGGGGGGACUGGGCAAGGCUUCCUGCAGAAGGCAAGGCUGGAUCUCUUGAAAGGAGCUGGGGAAGCAGGGAUGGAGAUGGAGAUCCUUCCUGGAUCAGCAGGGAGGGAAGGACUAGGUAAAAACAUGCUCUUGGCCCAGUCUUCAUACUGUGGCUAGAAAUUCUACAACAAUGAUUCUACUGAGAAAGAAAUGGCUCUACGCCUGCACCAGAACAUAGGGCCCGAGUUGGCAGGCUGAGGCAUAAUUAGUAUUUCCAUUUAAUGGAAAGAGCAGGGUUUGAAUCCCAAAUCCUAGUUAAUUACUUUAUCUCUUUGACCUUCAGUUUCCUCAUCUAUAAAAUGGAGACAAUGAAUGGCACCUGCCUCAGUGGAUCUUUGUGAAGAAUUGGUUUUGUAGACACUAGAGAAAUGGGAAAAAGUUGUUAUUGGGUGUCACCAUUGGGAUUUCUCUAGAGGGCUUCAGAGGAAAGAGUUGAUAUCACAGAAUCAUAGAUUUAGAGCUAAGAGGGUCUUGAGUGGCCAACAAGUCCAUCCCCAUCAUUUAUUGAUAAAGAAAUAGAGCCCCACAGAAGUUAAAAUUGACUUGCUUGGGGGCAGCUGGGUAGCUCAGUGGAUUGAGAGCCAAGCCUAGAGACGGAAGGUCCUAGGUUCAAAUCCGGC
Gracilinanus agilis (Agile Gracile Mouse Opossum) is the source of this 1472-nucleotide messenger RNA. Its product is annotated as endothelin-converting enzyme 1-like. The annotation marks the transcript as partial. Gene Ontology annotation, molecular function: metalloendopeptidase activity. Gene Ontology annotation, cellular component: plasma membrane. The transcript has 5 exons. Gene Ontology annotation, biological process: peptide hormone processing. NCBI's taxonomy places the organism in Eukaryota, Metazoa, Chordata, Mammalia, Didelphimorphia, Didelphidae. The record is from RefSeq and is a predicted model, not a curated record.